GAUGACUCGACAUCCGUGCCAGUUAGCGGACUUAUUUCCUGGCAGACGAGUUGCGACUUGCGAUCUCUUCUUUUUUGCUGUUUUUCCUUCAAAAUUGGUUCAGUAGAUGUUUUAAAUCGAAAUAAUUUGGAAAUUUGAGAAUUCUAUUGCUGAGAGAAUAUCUUUCGAGCUGUCAGAAUGGCACAGGGUGGCCAGUUAAUUCCCAUACGGUUUCAAGAGCAUGCACAGCUCCAAAAUGUGGGCAUCAAUGCCGCGAACAUUGGUUUCACCACGCUCACCAUGGAGUCAGACCGGUUUAUCUGUGUCCGGGAAAAGGUGGGAGAUUCAGCGCAAGUCGUCAUUAUCGACAUGGCUGACCCCACCAAUCCCAUCCGCAAACCGAUCACGGCGGAUUCAGCCAUCAUGAACCCGGCCAGCAAAGUCAUCGCUCUAAAAUCCGGAAGAACGCUACAAAUCUUUAACAUCGAAAUGAAGUCAAAGAUGAAGGCGCACAACAUGCCCGAGGAUGUUGUGUUCUGGAAAUGGAUCAACUUGAACACCGUGGCAUUAGUCACGGAAACCGCUGUUUUUCACUGGGGUAUGGAAGGCGAUUCCGCGCCGGCAAAAAUGUUUGACCGACAUCCUAACCUGGCUGGAAAUCAGAUUAUCAAUUACCGGGUGGAUCACAGCCUGAAAUGGCUUCUCCUAAUUGGCAUUGCGGCGCAGCAAAAUCGUGUCAUUGGAUCCAUGCAAUUAUAUUCCGUUGAGCGCCGGGUGAGUCAGCCAAUUGAAGGACAUGCAGCAUCUUUUGCGCGGUUCAAAUUGGACGGAAACGCGGAAGCAUCGAAUUUGUUCAGCUUUGCCGUACGACCGGCGAAUGCGCAAGGCAAUACGGGAAAACUCCACAUUAUCGAAGUCGGUACUCCUCCUCAAGGAAACCAACCAUAUCCGAAGAAAGCUGUCGACAUCUUUUUUGCUCCGGAAGCGGCCAAUGAUUUUCCUGUGGCUAUGCAGACUAGCCAAAAAUACGGCGUUGUCUUCAUGAUCACGAAGUACGGCUAUGUCCACAUGUACGACCUUGAAACGGGCACCUGUAUCUACAUGAAUCGCAUCAGUAGCGAGACCAUCUUUGUCACGGCGCCUCACGACGCCACGUCAGGCAUUAUGGGCGUCAACCGAAAAGGCCAGGUGUUGUCCGUGAGUGUCGAUGACGACAGCAUUGUUCCAUACAUUAGUCAACAGCUGAGCAAUCAGGACUUGGCACUACGUUUUGCUGCCAGGAAUAAUUUGGGUGGAGCGGAGGAUCUUAUGUCCACCAGAUUUAACACCUUGUUCAGUCAAGGAAAUUAUGCCGAAGCUGCUAAGGUGGCCGCUGGUGCCCCUCAGGGAGUAUUGCGUACUCCACAAACCAUUCAGCGGUUUCAACAAGUCCCCACGCAGCCAGGUCAGACAGCGCCUCUGCUGCAGUACUUUGGAAUUCUCCUGGAUCAGGGCAAAUUAAACAAAUAUGAAUCCUUGGAGCUCUGCCGACCAGUUUUGGGCCAAGGGCGGAAGCAGUUGUUGGAGAAAUGGCUGAAGGAAGAGAAGCUGGAAUGCAGUGAGGAACUGGGAGAUCUCGUUAAACCUCAUGACGCUACCAUGGCUUUAUCCAUUUAUCUACGAGCCAAUGUUCCCGCUAAAGUGGUGCAGUGUUUUGCUGAGACAGGACAGUUUCAGAAGAUUGUUCUGUAUGCCAAGAAAGUUGGGUACACACCGGAUUAUAUUUUCAUCCUUCGUCACAUCAUGCGCACAAAUCCUGAUCAGGGUGUUGCAUUUGCUAAGCUUUUGGUGCAGGAUGAAGAGCCGUUGGCCGACAUUAAUCAGAUCGUGGAUGUUUUUAUGGAGCAAAAUAUGGUCCAGCAAUGUACAGCUUUCCUAUUGGAGGCUUUGAAAAAUAAUCGGCCGUCGGAAGGUAGUCUUCAAACGCGCUUGUUGGAGAUGAAUUUGUUGGCUGCUCCUCAAGUGGCCGAUGCCAUUUUGGGAAAUCAAAUGUUUUCCCACUACGAUCGAGCCCAUAUUGCCCAGUUAUGCGAGAAGUCUGGACUGCUGCAGCGAGCUCUUGAACAUUACACGGAUUUGUACGAUAUCAAACGGGCCAUUGUUCACACGCAUCUCCUAAACGCUGAGUGGGUUAUUCAGUAUUUCGGUUCGCUGUCUGUCGAAGAUUCAAUGGAAUGUCUGAAGGCCAUGUUAACGCAUGGCAUACGACAAAAUCUACAGAUCGUUGUCCAAGUGGCUACCAAGUACCAUGAACAGCUGGGAACAGAGAACCUUAUUGAAAUGUUUGAAUCGUUCAAGAGCUUUGAGGGAUUGUACUACUUCUUGGGAUCUAUUGUAAACUUCAGUCAGGAUCCCGAAGUUCAUUUUAAAUAUAUUCAGGCUGCGUGCAAGACGAAUCAAGUGAAAGAAGUCGAACGCAUCUGCCGGGAAAGCAAUUGUUAUGAACCGGAACGUGUGAAGAAUUUCCUGAAGGAACAGAAACUGACUGAUCAGUUGCCGCUUAUCAUUGUUUGCGAUCGUUUUGAUUUCGUGCAUGAUUUGGUGCUGUAUCUGUACCGCAACAAUUAUGCGAAAUAUAUUGAAAUCUACGUGCAGAAGGUAAACCCUUCGCGUCUUCCGGCUGUGGUUGGUGGUUUGUUAGAUGUGGACUGUUCUGAUGAUACAAUCAAAAGUUUGAUCAUGUCUGUGCGAGGACAGUUUUCUACUGAUGAGUUAGUGGCUGAACUGGAAAAGCGAAUCGGUAAAGUUGGCGAAUGUUGAACUUUUGAGGAAUCGUGUCAUUUCUAUACGUCCGUUGCUUUUAGUCUUAAGCUGUUGUUGCCUUGGCUGGAAAUGCGCGUCCAUGAAGGCAGUACAGAACCGGCAACGCACAAUGCCCUGGCCAAGAUUUACAUUGACGGAAAUAAUAAUGCUGAACGCUUCUUGAAGGAAAAUCCAUUUUAUGACAGUCGGGUGGUUGGUAAAUACUGUGAGAAACGGGACCCCCAUUUGGCCUGCGUGGCAUAUGAACGUGGUCUUUGUGAUGCGGAACUGAUCCGUGUGUGCAAUGAGAAUUCCCUGUUUAAGUUCGAAGCGCGCUACUUGGUGCGUCGCAAAGAUCCAAAUCUGUGGGCUGAAGUGCUGAACCCGGCGAACCAGUACCGUCGGCAGAUGAUUGAUCAGGUCGUACAGACCGCGUUAUCCGAAACACAAGAUCCCGAUGAGAUUUCGGUUACAGUCAAAGCGUUCAUGACAGCCGACCUGCCCAAUGAAUUGAUUGAAUUAUUAGAAAAGAUCGUUCUGGAUAACUCGGUUUUUAGUGAACACAGAAAUCUCCAGAAUUUGCUUAUUCUUACUGCAAUCAAAGCGGACCGAACACGGGUUAUGGAAUAUAUUAAUCGACUGGAUAACUAUGACGCUCCCGACAUUGCAAAUAUAGCAAUUGGUAACGAAUUGUACGAAGAAGCCUUCGCGAUUUUCAAGAAGUUCGAUGUGAACACAUCAGCUAUUCAGGUUUUGAUUGACAAUAUUCGUAAUUUGGAUCGGGCCUACGAAUUCGCUGAACGCUGCAAUGAACCCGGUGUAUGGAGUCUCUUGGCUCGAGCGCAGCUGGACAGUGGAUUGUUGAAGGAAGCCGUAGAUUCAUAUAUUAAAGCAGAAGAUCCCAAAGAUUACAAGGAUGUCGUGCGCGUAGCCAGUGAGCUAGAAAAAUGGGAGGAUAUUGUUCGUUAUCUCCAAAUGGCACGGAAGAAGUCUCGCGAUGGAUUUGUGGAAUCCGAACUGGCUUUUGCUCUGGCGAAGACCAAUCGCCUGGCGGAUCUGGAAGAAUUCAUUUCGAGUCCAAAUCAUGCCUCUGUUCAAAUGGUUGGCGAUCGCUGUUUCGACCAUGGAAUGUACGAAGCGGCCAAAAUUCUGUACAACAACAUUUCCAACUAUGGGAAACUGGCGAUCACCCUGGUGCGUCUGGGCCAGUUCCAAGGGGCGGUUGAAGGUGCACGCAAAGCCAACAGCACCAAGACCUGGAAGGAAGUUUGCUUCGCCUGCGUGGACCAUCAGGAAUUCCGCCUGGCGCAAGUGGCUGGAUUGUACAUUGUGGUGCAUGCCGAUGAACUAGAGGAGCUGAUCAAUUACUAUCAAGACCGCGGCUACUUUGAUGAACUGAUUACUUUGCUGGAAGCGGCAUUGGGCAUGGAUCGGGCCCAUAUGGGUAUGUUCACGGAAUUAGCCAUCCUCUACUCGAAGUACAAACCAUCCAAGAUGAAAGAGCACUUGGAACUCUUCUGGUCUCGUGUCAACAUUCCCAAGGUGUUACGCGCCGCUGAACAAGCGCAUUUGUGGCACGAGUUGGUGUUUUUGUAUGACAAAUAUGAGGAGUUUGAUAAUGCCGUGGUUACCAUGAUCCAGCAUCCCACUGAAGCGUGGCGUGAAAGCCAUUUCAAGGAUAUUAUCACUAAAGUGGCGAAUAUCGAGCUGUACUAUCGAGCCAUUCAGUUUUAUCUGGAUUACAAACCGAUGCUGCUGAACGAUCUACUCAUUGUGCUGAUUCCUCGCAUGGAUCAUACCCGAGCAGUGACUUAUUUCCGCAAGGUCAAUCAUUUACCUCUAGUGAAGCCUUACCUGCGCGCGGUGCAAAAGUUGAAUAACAAGACCGUGAACGAAGCGCUGAAUGAGUUAUUUAUUGAAGAAGAGGAUUAUACGGGCUUGAAGACAUCCAUUGAUGCGUUCGACAAUUUCGACAAUAUUUCCCUGGCCCAGCGACUUGAGAAGCAUGAACUGAUUGAAUUCCGCCGAAUCGCCGCCUACUUGUACAAAGGAAACAACCGAUGGAAGCAGAGUGUGGAAUUAUGCAAAAAGGAUCGCCUGUUCAAGGAUGCCAUGGAAUAUGCCUGUGAAUCACGCAGUACCGAUUUAGCGGAAGAACUGAUCGCGUGGUUUUUGGAGCAGAAGAACUACGAAUGCUUUGCGGCUUGCUUGUACCAGUGUUAUGAUCUGCUCAGACCGGAUGUUAUCCUGGAGCUGUCCUGGCGCCAUAAGAUCAUGGACUUCGCAAUGCCUUACAUGAUUCAAGUUAUUCGUGAAUACUUAUCCAAGGUUGAUAAGUUACAAGAAUCGGAAGUGCAGAGAAGUCAGGAAGCGGAAGCUAGUGAACAGCAGAAUCGUUCACUGGGUAUGUAUCCCGAAGCUCUUAUGUUGACGGCCGGUCCCAGCGCCCUGAACAUGAUGCCCCCCUAUGCCGGUACGCCCACGGGCGGCAUGGGACCUGGCGGAAUGCCAGGAAUGGGAGGAGUAUACCAAACCCCAUUCGGUCCGACAAGUGGAUAUUACGGCCCAAUGUAAAAGUGAAAAAGCAGUGUCGUUCUUCGUGGACCCCUGCCACGCCCCGUGGUAAUAUUUAUUUGGUGCGGUGUGUUAUCGUGCGUUGUCUUAGGUUUUUGUCAUAAUUCUUGAGAAUGUUCCGAAUAUGUUCUUGUAAUCCUGAUGUUGAUCGCAUGUCUGAUGUCUCUUUAAUCUGGAGUAACUGAUUUUUGUUCACCACGAUGAGGUGUUCUCAUCUUUUGCUUUCUGACUGCUGAAAUUCCAUUUGCUGUUGGAUUACACUGAUUUUUUUCAUUUUUUGCGUAUUAAGUGCUAUUUAUAAUUUUGGCUUGUGAAUGUUGAUUAAUUUUUUAUGUCACUCAGUAAAGAUUAGCAAAUGGUUAGUGGUUGUUGUGGAGUUUUAUACAUCGUAUUAAAGCCCUAUUGAUACUGUA
Molecule: messenger RNA, 5747 nt
Organism: Paramacrobiotus metropolitanus
Lineage: Eukaryota; Metazoa; Tardigrada; Eutardigrada; Parachela; Macrobiotidae
Product: clathrin heavy chain 1-like
Biological process (GO): intracellular protein transport; receptor-mediated endocytosis
Cellular component (GO): clathrin complex; clathrin coat of trans-Golgi network vesicle; clathrin-coated endocytic vesicle
Molecular function (GO): structural molecule activity; clathrin light chain binding
Source: RefSeq, a predicted model, not a curated record